Molecule: messenger RNA, 1395 nt
Organism: Scophthalmus maximus (turbot)
Lineage: Eukaryota; Metazoa; Chordata; Actinopteri; Pleuronectiformes; Scophthalmidae
Gene: mgst3a
Product: microsomal glutathione S-transferase 3a
Exons: 6
Coding region: 173-634 (153 amino acids)
Cellular component (GO): membrane; endoplasmic reticulum; nuclear envelope
Molecular function (GO): glutathione transferase activity; glutathione peroxidase activity
Source: RefSeq, a predicted model, not a curated record
AGAAAGGACCGUCUACUCCAAGCGGUGACCACGCCCACUGUGCGUUUGUGUGCCGCCUGGUACGUCUGCCUCUGCGCACCCGGAACCGUAUCAAGCAGAAAACUUGGGUCGCUGCUCUGUGUUUUCCGUCGGAGUGUUACAGUUGUUGGCGCAAUCGUGAAGGUUUGUCAGGAUGGUCGUUCUAUCCAAAGAGUAUGGAUAUGUGGUGCUGACUGGUGUUGCCAGUAUGGUCAUGAUUGGACAUCUGGCGUUCAAAGUUGGCAAAGCUCGCAAGAAGUACAACGUGCAGUAUCCUCAGAUGUACAGCGAUGACCAAGAAAAUGGAAAUAUUUUCAACUGUAUCCAACGUGCACAUCAGAACACCGUGGAAAUGUACCCAGCCUUCCUCUUCUGCCUGGCCGUUGGUGGUUUGCAUUGUCCUCGUCUAGCCAGUGGACUUGGAGCUGUAUGGAUUCUAGGCAGAGAGGUGUAUGCACAUGGAUAUUCUACAGGAGAUCCGAAAAAGAGAAUGCGGGGAGCAUUUGGCAACCUGGCUUUGCUCGGGAUGAUCCUGACCACAGCCAACUUCGGCCGCCACCUCUUGGGUUGGACGGGACCGCAGAUCGGGCCCUUCCGUCAUGCUCACUGUUGUUGAUGAGGACAGAGACUUCAGGUUGGGCUCAGUGAAAUAAUUAUUACUAAAAAGACCACUACAUAAAACAUAUGAUGUACCUUGAAGCAUGCAUGCUAACCCUCCCAAAGGAAACAGUUGUCAAGUGACCUGACGGGUUUAACAUGAGGGAUGUGGUUUUUUCACACACUGACACUCCUUCUCCGAUCACAAGUCAGUUUGCCUCAAUAGCAUUUUCACCUGCUCCCUGAUUUUGAUAUUUUAAAUGAAUUUGCCACGCUACUUUUCAUAUAGUCUGUUUUUGCAAUAAACAAAUGAAGAUAAUGUUAUAAAAAGGGAAAUUUCAGAGGGGGGUACACUCCCAUGUUUGAUGGACAGAGUAGAACCCAGUGUGUGGUGAAAAGGUCCAUGUUUGCGCAUGAAUGUACAAACGAAUAUGGUUAGUCUAUAUUAAUGCUGCUGUCAUGCUUAAACAUAAUUCCAAUCACACUUGUCUUAUUUUUCUUGAUGUUUCUCCUACGGAAAACUGAUGUUAUUAACAUUGGUAGUAAAUCUGUUUGUGCUUCUUUUUUUAUUGGGAGUUGAAUGGGGAUAGGCAGUGUGUUUAAGGGAGUGGCUUUCUUUAUCUAAGAUAAGUAUUUCCUCACGUGACUUGUCGAGGCAAAUUCCCUGAGUGACAAAAGAAACUUGCCUUCAUACAAAUUACAAUGACACAGCAUAAUGCGUAAAGCUCACCCUCAUAUCAUUGCUAUCAUAAAACAACAUCCCACACUGUCAACGUUCAA